Molecule: messenger RNA, 1518 nt
Organism: Ziziphus jujuba (common jujube)
Lineage: Eukaryota; Viridiplantae; Streptophyta; Magnoliopsida; Rosales; Rhamnaceae
Exons: 10
Coding region: 82-1038 (318 amino acids)
Biological process (GO): DNA repair
Cellular component (GO): nucleolus; cytoplasm
Molecular function (GO): RNA endonuclease activity producing 5'-phosphomonoesters, hydrolytic mechanism; single-stranded RNA binding
Source: RefSeq, a predicted model, not a curated record
UCCUCGAUAGUACGAACUACGGAACUUAGCAAGAGAAACCGAACGGAACCGCGGGCCAGCUGCAAGGUGCUGUUUGGUAACAUGGAAAACUCUAAUCUGGACACGGAAAGGAUGCUCCAAGUCGGGAAAGAAGAAGCAUACUCAUCAGCUUCAUCAUCAUCUUCAACACAACAAGAGAAUUGGGCAGAAGCUCAAGAAUUUCUAAAGAAGAAGCUAAUUACAGAAGACGAUUUCACUUGGAAAAUACCCAGACCCAGAAGCGAAAAUCCAAGAAGAUUCAUAGAAGAGGAAGAAGAAGAAGAGGUGGGGGAGGUUUUGAAGUAUGUGGGUGGAGUUGAUAUAAGCUUUUCGAAGGAAGACCCAUCACUUGCAUGUGGGUCCCUUCUGGUUUUGGACCUCCAUAGCCUCCAAGUUGUCUAUGAAGAUUUCUCAGUUGUCACACUUAAUAUUCCUUAUGUUCCUGGCUUCCUUGCUUUCAGAGAGGCUCCAGUGCUUCUUGGGCUUUUGGAGAAAAUGAAAAGUAAUUCUAGUCCUUUCUAUCCACAGGUGCUAAUGGUAGAUGGAAAUGGAAUACUUCAUCCUCGAGGUUUUGGCUUGGCUUGUCAACUAGGCGUUUUGGGUAAUCUCCCUACUAUUGGGAUUGGAAAGAAUUUGCACCAUGUGGAUGGUCUUACCAUUUCUGGAGUGAGGCAACUUCUUAAAUGCAAAGAACAUGAUGGUGAAGAUUUUAUUCCUUUGACAGGAUGCUCUGGACGCAUAUGGGGAGUGGCAAUGAGAUCCACAGAAGGCUCAUUCAAGCCUAUAUUUAUUUCAAUUGGCCACCGUAUAUCACUUGAUACUGCCAUCACAAUUGUUAAAAUGACUUGCAAGUAUCGUGUGCCAGAGCCUACCCGACAGGCAGAUAUACGGUCAAGAGACUACCUUCGGAAACAUCAUCUGGGGAUGCCUAGACGAUUGUCAGUUGAGGUCAAUGGAUUGAAAGAGGUCUUCUUGUGUUUAACUAUGAGAUGGAGGCCUUCUAGAAUUUGCUGUAACUGAAAAGUUUCCAGGAUGGCAAAAACACUAGGUGUGAAGCAGUAAAGAUGGUAAAAGAAGGCAUUGAAUGACGAUGAUUUUAACGUCGUGGAGUUUAUCAAUGGCCACUCAUGUGGUUGGAAUCUGUUGCCAGCUGUGUGUGCUCUUCGAUAUCUUUAAGACACAUGAGAUUUUGAGGCUCUUCAUCAAAUUCAAGCAGCUGAUGAGAUUUAUGAAACAUACACGGUCUGAGCACCUGUAUUGCCUCAUAUUGGAUGCUCCGUCUUCUCAACUGGUGCUACCAUGGAUGCUAUAGGUUCAGCUUCAGCUCAACCUUCAUUGAUAAUCUUGCCUACCUUCAUUUCCGUCUCGCAGCAUACUCAAAUUCAUGCUCAAAGCUCUCAAGGACUUUUUUGGUUGGUCAAGCUCUCAAGAAUAGUUCUCUUUGGUAGUGUAGAUAUAUAUAUUGGUUAUCACAUCAAAUAAAAAUGAUAUUUGGAUUUA